Messenger RNA from Xenopus laevis (African clawed frog), 4937 nucleotides. RefSeq names its product phospholipase C delta 1 S homeolog (gene plcd1.S). Gene Ontology annotation, molecular function: calcium ion binding; hydrolase activity; C-type glycerophospholipase activity. The coding region runs from base 116 to 2479 and encodes 787 amino acids. Gene Ontology annotation, cellular component: cleavage furrow; membrane; cytoplasm. The transcript is spliced from 15 exons. The record is from RefSeq and is a predicted model, not a curated record. NCBI's taxonomy places the organism in Eukaryota, Metazoa, Chordata, Amphibia, Anura, Pipidae. Gene Ontology annotation, biological process: lipid catabolic process; lipid metabolic process; signal transduction.
CCCUGAUAUUAUUGAUAGGCGCACAGUCUGCCCCGGACUCCUCCCCCGACACGCCCCCUCCCUAUGCAGCAGUCGGGGCAGGAGCUCGGGAGAGCAGUAGAGUCCGGGGAGCAGGAUGCAGUGUGUGAGGAGACAGCCCUCCCGAUCUAAGUCCCAGGAGCAGGUGCAGGAGGAGGAGAGGCAGGAGAGCAAGAGGCAGGAGGCGCAGCUGAACUCUAAGCAACUGGGACUGCCAGAUGAUGAGGAUUUGAGGGUUCUUCUGAAAGGCAGCAAUCUGUACAAGUUAAAAUCAGGCUCAUGGAAAAGGCCAAGAUUUUACAAACUGCAAGAAGACUGCAAGACCGUCUGGUAUGAUUCCAAGAAGUUAUUUAAGUCCUCAGAAUCACAGACAUUCUCAGUUGACGAUAUUGAAGAUGUGCGGACGGGGCACCAGACAGAGGAGAUGCAAAGAUUCGCCUCCAGCACGCCGUCCAACCUCUGCUUCUCCAUCAUCUUUAAGGGGCAGCGCAAGAACCUCAACCUGAUAGCCAGUGAUGAGAAAGAGGCGGCUCACUGGGUCUCCGGCUUCGGUAAACUCCUCACUAACUCCAGUACCAUGAACCAGACUCAGAAGGUGCAACACUGGAUCCACUCGUGCCUGAGGAAGGCAGAUAAGAACAAGGAUAACAGGAUGACCCUGAAAGAACUCAAGGGCUUCUUGCAAGAAGUGAAUAUCGAGACGGAUGAGAGUUACGCCAAGCAGAUCUUUCAGCAAUGUGACAAGUCCCAGUCGGGCACCCUGGAAGGGGAGGAGAUCGAGACGUUCUACAAGAUCCUGACUGAGAGAGAAGAGAUUGACGUCAUAUUUGCCACCUACUCCGACGGCGGAAGCCUCAUGUCUACCGAGAACCUGCUCCGGUUCCUCUCGAAGGAACAGCGGGAAAGUGUGGGGGCCGAGUAUGCCAAGUCCCUUAUAGAAAAGUAUGAGCCCAGCGAGCAGGCCAAAAAGCAAGAGGCGAUGACCAAGGACGGUUUCCUUAUUUACCUGCUGUCGGACGACGGGAACCUGUUUAAUGUGUCGCACAGGAAGGUUUAUCAGGACAUGAAGCAGCCCCUCAGCCACUACUUUAUCUCCUCCUCUCACAAUACCUACCUGAUGGAGGACCAGCUCACAGGCCCAAGCAGUACGGAGGCGUACAUCAGGGCGCUGUCUAAGGGAUGCCGCUGUGUAGAACUGGACUGCUGGGACGGCCCGAACUCGGAGCCCGUUAUUUAUCACGGUUACACCCUGACGUCCAAGAUUCUCUUCAAAGAUGUCAUAUCGGCCAUUAAGAAGUACGCCUUCAAAACUUCUCCUUACCCUGUGAUACUUUCCCUGGAGAACCACUGCAGCCUGGAACAGCAAAUCAAGAUGGCUGACCACAUGAAAAGCAUUCUGGGAGAUAUGCUCCUGGUGGCGCCACUGGAGGGGAAGCUGAAGGAGUUCCCAUCACCAGAGGAACUGAAGGGGAAAAUCCUGGUGAAGGGGAAGAAGCUGAAUAAACUGGAGGACGACGUGAGGAGUGCGAGCGCCAGUGGGACGGAGGCUGACGAUGUGUCUGAUGAGGAUGAGGCAGCAGAAAUGGAGGAUGAAGCUGUUAAAUCCAAAGUGCAAGAGGCCCAGAGGAAGGCGAAGCUGAAACUUGCCAAAGAGUUGUCGGACACAGUUGUGUACUGUAAGAGUGUGCACUUCAGUGGCUUUGACUACGCUCUGGAACACCAGUCCUUCUAUGAGAUGUCGUCCCUCUCUGAGGACAAAGCCCUAAAGCUGGCCAAUGAAUCAGGAAACAAAUUCACGAAGCACAACACACGGCAGCUGACCCGGAUCUAUCCCGACGGCAUGAGAACGGACUCGUCCAACUACAAUCCAGUGGAUACGUGGAACGUGGGCUGUCAGAUUGUGGCUCUAAAUUUCCAGACCCCCUGUGCAGAGAUGGACGUGUAUCAGGGCCGAUUCCAGGACAAUGGAGCGUGCGGUUAUGUACUAAAACCCCAGUUCCUCAGACAGUCAGACUCCAGGUUCAAUCCCAGGUCCAUCCAGGAUGGAGAGUGGUGGACGCCCAAGAAGCUGCACAUUAUGGUGAUCUCUGGGCAGCAGUUGCCAAAGGUGAACAAGAAGCCGAGCUCCAUCGUGGAUCCGCUAAUCACAAUGGAGAUACACGGGGUGGAACGGGAUAAGGGCCGUAAACAGACGCAGAUCAUGAAGAAUAACGGCUUCAACCCAACAUGGAACGAGAACUUUGAGUUUGAAAUCGAUGUCCCGGCGCUGGCCCUCCUGCGCAUUGUGGUGGAAGACUACGACGCAGCCUCUCGCAACGACUUCAUUGGGCAGUUUACGGUUCCUCUGACCGGUGUCAAACUGGGUUACCGUCACAUCCAUCUCCUGUCCAAAAACGGAGACCAGUACCCCUCUGCCACCCUCUUUGUGCACGUCAUGCUGGUGGAGCAGAACAAAUCCUGAAAUCAUUCCCAGAAUUUUAACAUUUUAAAAUUCCAAAAAAUGUGACAAUUUUAGGCUAUAAUGUGUCUAGUGACAGUUGGAAUUUGAUCUUAUCCGUUUUAUCCUGCUUUUAAAAGUUUUUAGUUUUUUUUAUACUUGUUUUUAGAUUUGGCGAAAACCCAGUUUUACCUUUGAAAAGCCAGAAAGGUGCGUCAAACGUUAACCUUUAGAAUAACGAACGACCUGCCUUUUUGUUGCUGUUGAAUUAGAGCUGAUGCAUCAUUAGAAGUGCUGCUGGGAAUUGUAGUUCAACAUUGUGGAGGCUGCUGCUUUUAUAUCUCUCUUUUACAUCAUUUCUCUUAGUGAACUCAUAGAAGUGGAGCGUUAAUUCCCACUAAUUGCACAUAGGUGCGACUUUACUGUAGCAACCAAUCAGCUGUUAGUGCCCAUCUUUAGAGAAAUGAAAGCAAAAACCUGAUUGGUUGCUGUGUUCCAACACUGUGUAAUUGUACAUUAACACUCCCAGGCAUUGCUGCUUGUGCCUAAGUUUUACCUAUAAUCAGGGACAACAUGAAGUACCUCCCCCUUAGGUGCAACAAAACCAGUAGCAAAUAAGAUAUUAUAGGGGUCAUGUAAUAAAAGGCACUAAGUUUGCCCAGGAGCAGUGACCCAUAGCAACCAAUCAGCAGGUAGCAUUUACCGUUCACCUGUCUAAAAGCGAACAUCUUAUUGGUUGCUAUGGGUUACUGCUCCUGGGCAAACUUAGUGUCUUUUAUUACAUAUGGGGGAUACGUUUUUUAACACUACUAAUAGAAUGAAUCGGAUUGGACACGGUUGGUAGAAAAUUAAGUCUUUGAGAAAAGGGAAGUCUUGGGAUGUUUCUUUGCUUACAACUGACCAGAGAAACAUCGGGUGACUCUUCUCUGCUCACUAACUUCAUUUUCUGAGCAACAUCACAAGACUUUCCAUGAUCCACUAAUGAGUAGAGGGGUUAUUAUACCGGGUUAUGCCCAAUAAGGGCCAAUCAAGACACUAGUUGGGGCAUGGACAGCUGACUCUGAGCUGACUGUUAAACACUGGUCAGGAGUCUCCUGGUUCAUAAAGUUUAUAUAGAAUAGAAUAUACGUGUGUUGCACAUGCAGAGAUUCUCUUUGCCCUGUGGGGCCCAGUACAAGUAGGGGGGCCCUUGUGAUUUAGUGGAUAGUCAGUACCCCAGUAAUGAUGGGGCCUAUAGAGUUGUAGUAUUCGGUCUGUGCUUAUUGGAGUAACUGGGACACUCAUUUCUCUUUCUUUAAUCUCCAGUUUAUUAUGUCUCUUAAUGUUCUUGCCCAAUGUAAAGUUGGUCGGACUCCAUUUGGGCCACACGGCUAAAUCUGAAGCAAACUAGGAGGGACCGGCAACAACACCUUCCUUUUUUCUGAUCUGCCGACCCCUCAAAUAUCAGUAGAUUUCAUUCUGUCCGUCUGUUAUCAGAUAGGCUUGUAGGACAAUCAGUUCAAACUACCCUUGGCAGAGGGGUUUUACAUGGCCAGACAGUCAGGAAUCAGGGUUGAAGUUGCCAAACGGCCUAUUUGCCCUUUAUUUUCUUAGAAAACACCCAUGAAAAAAAAAAAGCCUAGCACCAAGAUUUUUAUAUUUUUAGUUUCUCUUCUGGUCAUACACUUUUUAAAUGUACAUAGUGAUGAGUAUUUUAUACCCUCGUUAUCUUGGAUACCACCCUGCGUCCCCAGGAUACAGCUGUGCCUUUAAAUGAGCAGCCAUUAAAUGUCCCCCUCCAUAAAUCCAUUAGAUACCUCAGCUCUAAUCUCUGAUUUCUGGGCUCUGGGUUCUAAUCUCUGGGCUCUGAUUCCUGGGCUCUGAUUCCUGGGCUCUGAUUCCUGGGCUCUGAUUCCUGGGCUCUGAUCCCUGGGCUCUGAUUUCUGAUCUCUGGGCUCUGAUUUCUGAUCUCUGGACAUGUUUGGAGGCAUCUCCCUACCUUGGCUGGAGGUCUCUGCUAUGGCCACCAACCAUGGAGCCUUAUCCUUCUCUAUGUUUACUGUUUGUAUACGAGGAGAACGUGCAAUGAAAUAUGCGGCUAUUUUAAGAAUAACCUUUUAUAUCGAUUUUUUUAUCCCUUUUGUUUAAAGACUGAAUUUGAUGUCAUGGUCCUUUUGUGGGUUGUCUUCUCCUUAGGCUAAGAGCAGAUUCGGGGAGAUUUAAUCACCUGGCGACUAAUCGCCUCUUCCGCAGGGCGACAAUCUCCCCAAACUGCCCUCCGCCUGCUUGAAUGAGAAAACUCCAGCGCAAUGCACUUGCGGCGCUUCGAUUUCCGAAAUCGAAACGCCGCUAAUGCAUUGCGCUGGCGUUUUCUGCCCGAAUCUGCUCGUCUGCCGCUGCCCUUAAUUGAACUGAAGGCUCAUGUUGCCAAGAUGUUGUUAUUCAUGGAUGUUUCCAUGGAACAACUGAGAAACACACUUGGAAAUAAACACAUUGGACUGGU